Molecule: messenger RNA, 2418 nt
Organism: Ramularia collo-cygni
Lineage: Eukaryota; Fungi; Ascomycota; Dothideomycetes; Mycosphaerellales; Mycosphaerellaceae
Exons: 1
Coding region: 1-2418 (805 amino acids)
Biological process (GO): DNA replication initiation; DNA replication
Cellular component (GO): nucleus; replication fork protection complex
Molecular function (GO): DNA replication origin binding; single-stranded DNA binding
Source: RefSeq, a predicted model, not a curated record
AUGGUCGUGGUCCGCGAAUCGCCGCGCGCGAAAGAGUCGCCGGCCAAGUUGAUGACUACAUGGCCGCCGCAAUCCCCGCUGCAAGCGCUGUGGUCGUCGCCGGGUGGGAGGAAGAAAUGGCAGGACGGGCAAAUCCGCGCCAAGGGCGAGAGAUGUCCAUCUCCCACUCCAAUGGGGAGGAAUAUCAUGCGGGACAUGGACAGAGACAGGAACGGGAUGGAGGAGGAUCCAGAAGAGGAAGAUGAGGAGGAUGAAGAGACGCUGCAAUUACAACUCCAGGCGCUGCAGACCAAGAUCAAACUGAAGAAACUCCAGGCGGCCAAGAAGGACUUGGCCACAUCUCCUACUCGUCCGCGAAUGCCGCCUCCUCCGACGGUGGAAGUACCAACGAGCCCCGUGAGGAGGGAGAGAAGGCCGGAGGAGCAAGUGUCGCCGGCGAGGAGGAGAUUGGGUCUGACGGAGAAUCCUCGACCUGAACAUGUCAGUUUGAAGCGACCUCGCCAGCAAAAUCCCUUCAAUCGAGAUACUUCUAUGACAUCGGCACCCCAUCCCACUGCUGCAACACGACAUGUUCCACGCCCGCUCAGCUUCAACGAACGCCUGGCCGACAGCAAAGAAAAAGAGUCGCAGAAACAAGCCAAACAAGAUCGUUUGGCCUCCAUUCGCAGUUCUGCCUUCUCCAAAACCCCCGUCACAUCAUCAUCCACAUCGGCAACAUCAUCAUCACAAGGAACGGCAAUGCCCACGGAAACGGUCGCCGAGAAGUCCCGCAAAGCCCGUCAACGUCUCGAGCACAUGACCGCAAACUCGGUCGAUGCUCAAUCCGGUGCGCGAACCGGCCAUGACCUCAGUGAUUCCGAAGAAGAAGACGACUCCCUCAACAUCCUCCACAACAACUCCGAAGGCUACGAUCCCUUUUCCAAGAUCCACCYCAAACGCCGCCACAUUCCCCAUCCCGUCAUCGCCAGAGAAAUGGAAGGCAAGGAAGUCUACACCCUCCCGAGAUUAUUGAAGGAAGUCAAAUCUCCCGACUACGAUCCUCCCGAUUGUGAAUCCGACUUUGUUCUCUUCGCCGUCCUGGCUUCCAAAUCCUCUCCUCUGGAUCACGCGCAAACACAUCGCACCGCAGGGACGAAUCCCUUGGAGCCUGCAAAGAAUAAAUUCAUGGUCCUCAAGCUCGUCGAUCUCAAAUGGGAAAUUGACUGCUUCCUCUUCGGAACCGCCUUUACGCAUUUCUGGAAACUCACCCCGGGAACUCUUCUGGCCAUCCUCAAUCCUGCAAUCCUCCCUCCCAAAGGCAAUCAACACAAUGGGAAAUUCUCCCUGAAAUUGGGAAGCAGUGAAGACGCCGUCAUGGAAAUCGGAGUCGCCAGGGAUCUGGCCCUCUGCAGCGCCAUCAAAAAGGAUGGAGAAGGAUGUGAAGAGUGGGUGGAUAAGCGUAAAGGCGAAGCGUGUGCUUUUCACGUCGAGUUGUUGGUGGACAAGGCGAGGAAACAUCGCAUGGAAGUCAACACCGUCUGGAGAGAUCCCGACGGCAACAAAGACGACCGAACCAAAAGUCGUGCGGCUCGAGGGGGAAGAGGAGGGAAGAGAGGGGGCAAUGGAUCCUGGAGUCGAGAACACGGCAUGUUAUAUUCCGUCCCCAAGAAUUUCACCCGGGGAGGCGGGACCGCGAGUGCCAUGGAUCGGGAUGAUACCGACGCGUUAAACUCACUAUCCAAAGAAGAGGCGAGUCGGAGGAGGAUUGCCAAUGCGCAGAGGGAGAGGGAUCUGGCGGCGAGUCUGGCCGAGAUGGGAAAUGGAGUGGGAGCCAAGUAUUUGAAGGCCACCAUUACCAGUACCACCACCACCACCACCACCACUACUGAGAGGGAUGUGAGGAGGAGAGGUGAUGCCGAUGCCGCGCGGGAGGAAUUGUUUAAGAAACCUUCGGCGAGAGAAUUGGGUUUGUUGGGGAAUGUGGCGGGGAGCAAGCGCUUGAGUCCUCCGAGGGAGCGCAAGAGUCAUUUUGGUUUGGGGUUGAACACUUCUACGAAAUCAAAUAACAGCACCGUGGGAUGGGGCGGGGCGGGAAAAUCUGGAAUCGUUGGCAGGAGAAAGGAUGUCCUUCCGGAGAAGGGACAGACGAUGUUGAACGUUGCUGAUGAUAACAAGACCAGCGCGACGACGACUUCUUCUUCGACAACGACUAGAGCUAAGAACUUGGUGCGGACACGAAGUCAGGAGAGUAGUUUGAGGAGUACGAGGAGUACGAGUCCCGUGAAGAAGAGGGCGAGGCUACAAGUUCCUGAUAAAGGAAUUCGGGAGCCGGGGAGGGAGAGCUUACCUGGUGGUGGUGGUGGUGGUGCUGGCAGGAUGGGCGGGAAUAAUGACCUUGAUGAUAAUGAUGAUGACGAUGAUGAGUUGGAGAUUGUUUGA